GACAAGGUGAUGAAUUAUUGUACAUUCAAGAGGCUGAUGAAAAAUCUAAAGAAUCCAGCAAUGGAAGAUGCUAUUGCCUUGAUGAAAAAGAAAUUUCUGGCCAAUCCUGAUCCCAUCCAUGUUGCUGGCAAGGAUAUUGAGCUGUCGAACCUUCUUGCCAAGGAAGGAGUUCUGAAGGUUACAGCUAUAAACACCUUUGUAAUGGCCUCAUCCUUACUGCACUCUCUCAUCAUGAGGGAUAUUACGAACUGGCAGCUGCCUUGUCCAUCAAACCCGAUCCCAAGGCAUGGUGACAGAAGCCUCAACAUUUUCAAGACUCUGAAGACUGUU
Messenger RNA from Paraglomus brasilianum, 330 nucleotides. The record is from the annotation of a GenBank genome assembly. NCBI's taxonomy places the organism in Eukaryota, Fungi, Glomeromycota, Glomeromycetes, Paraglomerales, Paraglomeraceae.